Messenger RNA from Mollisia scopiformis, 1171 nucleotides. RefSeq lists its product as uncharacterized. Lineage: Eukaryota; Fungi; Ascomycota; Leotiomycetes; Helotiales; Mollisiaceae. The record is from RefSeq and is a predicted model, not a curated record. Bases 159 to 1064 code for a protein of 301 amino acids. The transcript has a single exon.
UUUCGAACUCCGAGCAAUAUGCAUAUAAUCAUCUCAAUGAAGGUACUACAAUGUUCUCGCCGCAUCUCGACAAUCGAAGGCAUCUCAAUCCAGCAACCAAAUCUUCAAACAAAAGAGUAUUUCCAAAACGUCACGUCCCGUUACAGCUGCCAUAGAAAAUGUCUGCCCUUAGUUUCACAUCUUACCUUUCACACCAAAUUGCACACACGGAUGACUUCACAGAAUCAGCAGCUCUUCAAACUGUGCAAAGAGUCACACUUGGGAUGCUGCACAUGGUUGAUAGCAAGAAACCAUCUUCCACAGCCAUUCAGCUUGCCAAAGAUAGAGCAGCAACCCCUGCGGCUCCAACUCCAACCUUAUCUCCUCCAACUAUCUCCAGUCUGAUCAACACAGAGAAACUCAUUCUCCCCACCCGUCUAGCCAGCUUCCUGACAUUCACAUCUCGAUUCUCCCAUUCUUACGCAAGCAAUUUCUACGCUGCAUGCACCGAUCUAGCUAUCCUCGAAACCAUCUCUCUGACUCCCCGUGGAGAAAGAGAAGAUGAAAUCCAAGAUUGGAUUGAAGAACAAAUUCCUUUGGCGCAGCUUGGAUAUUUCAAAGCGAAGAAGAGGAAUAUGCUGGAGAAAGUUAUGUUGGAAACAGUCAUUGGUGGGGUGCAAAUCGGGUUGGUGAUGGGUAUGGGGACUUUGAGAAAUGCGCUGGAGGAGCUUGACGCGGAAUGGGAUGAGGUUGGAGGCGAGGCGAAGCGAUCGAGUGCGAGUAUGAAGUCGGGAGAUAAGAAGAGGUUGGAGGAGUGGAUCACGGAAGGGGUGGAUUUCAUUGCCGAUUUAGAGGUUUUGAAGGAGGUUAUUGGAGAAAGGUACGCAGGUCCUGUUGGAGAUGGGUACAAGAAAUUGGCGACGGACAUGUGUACUGAGGGAAUCGGGAGUCAAUCCGAGGCUCGCGGUGAGAGUGGGAGCCCAGAAAGUUUUGUGAGUGUUGGAGAUGAAUCGAAGGUCUACGGUCCAGCCCCAGCCAUCCCCGAGAGGUCAAGCAAGAGAAUGGCUCAGUACCUAGGUAGAUAGAGCAGAGUAGUUUGUACUGUGGAAUGACUGAAUAAAACAUCCAUAAAAUGGAAAAUACGUAGUUGGAAGCGACCGUGGUCUCUCUGCCAGCAGAUCUCAAGAAGAAA